Saimiri boliviensis boliviensis (Bolivian squirrel monkey) is the source of this 3610-nucleotide messenger RNA. It is a transcript of the gene ZNF549, whose product is annotated as zinc finger protein 549. Gene Ontology annotation, biological process: regulation of transcription by RNA polymerase II. The record is from RefSeq and is a predicted model, not a curated record. Gene Ontology annotation, molecular function: RNA polymerase II cis-regulatory region sequence-specific DNA binding; DNA-binding transcription factor activity, RNA polymerase II-specific. NCBI's taxonomy places the organism in Eukaryota, Metazoa, Chordata, Mammalia, Primates, Cebidae.
UCCUCUCGCUCUUGAACUGGGUUCACACGGCCCCGUGGACUGCGGCGUGGCAGGAACUACACCACCCAGAAUACUGCGCGCCGAGCGCGCCGGGGCCUUGGACUAAUCAGUGCGAGCGCGCGGUACGUCAGAGCGGAAACUUCCGGCGCCUUUCCGGUGGUGGUCAUUUUGGCUGCCAGCAUGCGCGUCCGCCCGCCAGGCGGUUCCGGCUCGCUGGGUCCGGGCCAGGAGGUGGUGCCCGCCCGCAGAGAAUCGUGCCUGGUCCCGGUCCGAGCGCCUCCCGGCGAUCUGCCACUGCACGCCCGCCGGAUCCCGGGCUUCACCGCGCGCCUCUCCAGGCCCCGCCCCGCCCAAGGUCCCAUGGAUGCGGCAGCGCCGGUGAAUCCACUGCAGGGCCAUGUGACCUUUGAGGAUAUUGCUGUGUACUUCUCCCAGGAGGAGUGGGGCCUCCUUGAUGAAGCUCAGAGGUACCUGUAUCAUGACGUGAUGCUGGAGAACUUUUCGCUUAUGACCUCAGUGGGUUGUUUGCAUGGAAUAGGGGCUGAGGAGGCCCCUUCUGAGCAGAUUGUUUCUGUAGAAGGAGUGUCACAGGCCAGGACUCCCAAGCCAAGUUCUUCCAUCACAAAUGCUCAUUCCUGUGAGAUGUGUAUCCUGGGCAUGAAAGACAUUUUGUACCUCACUGAGCACCAGGGAACACUUCCCUGGCAGGAACCUUACACUUCUGCAGCCAGUGGGAAAUGGUUUUCAUUUGGUUCUAACCUGCAACAGCACGGAAACCAGCACAGUGGAGAGAAACACAUCAGAAAGGAGGACAGCAGUGCCUUCCUUCUGAGUAGCUGCAAAAUUCCUCUGCCAGACAAUCUUUUCCCAUGCAAAGAUGUUGAGAAGGAUUUCCCAACCAUCCUGGGCCUUCUCCAGCACCAGACCACCCACAGCAGAGAAGAGUAUGCACAUAGAAGCAGGGAGACCUUUCAACAAAGACACUGCAAAUGGAGCAAAUGUGAGCAAGUUUUCAGUGAGAAGGUUCAUGUUACUGAUCAUCAGAGAGUCCACACUGGAGAAAAAGCUUAUAAACACAGGGAAUAUGGGAAAUCCUUGAACUCUAAACACUCAUUUGUUGAACACCAGAGAACCUAUAAUGCAGAAAAGCCUUAUGUGUGCAAUAUAUGUGGGAAAUCAUUCCUCCAUAAACAAACACUCGUUGGGCACCAGCAGAGAAUUCACACUAGAGAAAGGUCUUAUGUAUGCAUCGAAUGUGGGAAAUCCUUGAGCUCCAAAUACUCACUUGUGGAACACCAGAGAACACAUAAUGGAGAAAAGCCUUAUGUGUGCAAUGUAUGUGGGAAAUCAUUCCGCCACAAACAAACAUUUGUUGGGCACCAGCAGAGGAUCCAUACCGGAGAGAGGCCUUAUGUAUGUAUUGAAUGUGGGAAAUCUUUUAUUCAUUCCUAUGACCGCAUUCGACACCAGAGAGUUCACACUGGAGAAAGGGCUUAUCAAUGCAGUGAAUGUGGGAAAUCUUUCAUAUACAAACAGUCACUUCUUGAUCACCAGAGAAUCCACACGGGAGAAAGGCCUUAUGAGUGCAAAGAAUGUGGGAAAGCCUUCAUCCACAAAAAAAGACUUCUUGAGCACCAGAGAAUUCAUACUGGAGAAAAGCCUUAUGUGUGCACCAUAUGUGGGAAAUCAUUUAUCCGCUCAUCUGACUACAUGCGACACCAGAGAAUUCACACUGGAGAAAGGGCUUAUGAAUGCAGUGAAUGUGGGAAAGCCUUCAUUUCCAAACAAACACUUCUUAAGCACCGCAAAAUCCACACUAGAGAAAGGCCUUACGAAUGUAGUGAAUGUGGAAAACGCUUCUUCCUUGAGGUUAAACUUCUUCAGCACCAAAGAAUCCAUAUUAGAGAACAACUUUAUGAGUGCAAUGAAUGUGGAAAAGUGUUCAGCCAUCAAAAAAGACUUCUUGAGCACCAGAAAGUUCACACUGGAGAAAAGCCCUGUGAGUGCAGUGAAUGUGGGAAGUGCUUUAGACACCGCACCAGCCUCAUUCAACACCAGAAAGUUCAUAGUGGAGAGAGGCCUUAUAACUGCACUGCAUGUGAGAAGGCCUUUAUCUAUAAAAACAAACUUGUUGAGCAUCAGCGAAUCCACACUGGAGAAAAGCCAUAUGAGUGUGGUAAAUGUGGGAAAGCCUUCAACAAAAGAUAUUCCCUUGUCAGGCACCAGAAAGUUCAUACAAGAGAAGAGCCCUAGCAGUGUUGGGAUGUGCCAUUAUCUUAUCCAGUAUAACACACCAGAGAGCCGAUUUUUCAAGGGGUCCAACGAUAGAAAUUGAACCUCAUAUAUCUGCAUAUCAAUGCUUGAAAGAUUCACUACAAGGUCCAAGUAUUUGGGUAGCUUUCUGGAGAUUACUUGUACUUUCUAAUCUGCCCAGUGUUACAACAGACAUUAUUACCAUGUGGCAUAUCCUUAUAGUUUUCAUCAGUCACUCACGUGUGCCCAGGGAAUGCAGAUAUUUUUGCUCAUCCAAUUCUGAAGGGAAUAAUGAAUAAUAAAAAGCUUAUUGAGGGUCCUCUUCCAUCUUGCUGAACUGAUCGAGGCAUAGACAAAACUCAGCUUUGACCAAGAAGAGUGAUCUGGAUUCUUGUAGCCCAUGGAGGUUUACCUUCUUCAUAGGUUUUUUUUUUUUUUUAAUGUGAUGGCCAUGGUAGGUAGGAUAUUCCCUCCUACACAUUACUGAAGACGGAAGUGGACUGUCUCACUCUGUGCUGAUGUAUGUGUUCUGCCAGUGUGAAGGGUGAACAGCUCGAAUUUUCUGUGCCAAGGACAUAGUAUGAAAUCAGAAAAUAGUUCUUAGUCCUGUUUGUCUUAAUUUUUAUUGGUUUCAAAGGUCUCCUAGGAAAGACAGCAGAGCUUCAUGGUCCUAAUCAUGGUGUUGAUGCCAAAUUUAUUUUUAGGUCCAGAGGUCUCCUUGAGAAAAGGCAUUUGUGACAAACUCAAGUGCUGGGAUCUGCAUGAAUUGUUUAUUUGCAGUGAUGCUCCAUAUUUCCUAACAUUGUUCAUGGCAUCUUAUUUCCCAGAUCUUUCAUUGUAGCCAUGAGCACUAAAGGACAAAAUUGGUAGGCAGGUCACUAGUUUUAAGACCUUCUGGGGCCAGGUGAGAACAAUAGUUGGCCCAGACAGAUAGGUGUGAUAAAUAGAGUGGAAAAGAUUCUAGCCAAGAAGAGUAAAUGUGUUCCAUCCAAAAGUACAUCCAGAAAUAUCUAUGUUAAUGUGGCUUCAUGGUUUGGUGGUAUACAGAGAUUCUCAGGACCUCAGAUCUUUGUUUCUCCUUUGGCAACAGUCAUCGUCAGAAUAAGUCAUCUAAAGAUUUUGUGGACUCCCAUAACUUCUGUACUGUUUUUGAGAUGAUUGCCGCACAAGCAGGAAAGCAAGAUUUGAAUGAACAUAGACCUUGCCUUCCAGAUAUGGGGUUUUGGUGAUUCAACCAGAUCUGUUGUGCCAGUUAGGAAUUAUCUUCGUUACUUCCCAUUUGUUGCUGCUGCUGAGAAGUCUGUCCUUCCUAACUUGUGAGGAGAGGAAUCUUUAAUAAUAAGUAAAUCUUGUGUUA